AUGUGGGCUAAGCUAGUCAACGCAGCAUCUUUCAACUAUUUCGCCCAUGAUCUUUUACAUGGUUCGUUUUCGAUAUGGACGACACCAACAUCCUGCCCGACAUCAGUGACCCGCAACUCCGCCAAGAACUACUCGAAGCCUUCUUCUCCCACGCUUCCUGUUAAAUCAUACACACCAACUACCUUCCUCUUCUCAAUGAAGUCAGCCAAUAAGAGGGCGGAUGGACCUAUCAACAGACCAGCACAAUCUGGGGCGCCUACGCAGCCUACAAACCCUUCAUCCGACACCUCACGGUUAAAGCCAUGGAAUUCGAACUUGAGGAAACAGAGCUCCUUCGCCUCGGGUGGGAAUGCAGCAUUUCCCGCACCGAAGUACGCAAAGAGUGGGCUGAACUUCUCGAGCCCCCCCGGCUAG
This is a messenger RNA of Plenodomus lingam JN3, 414 nucleotides long. NCBI's taxonomy places the organism in Eukaryota, Fungi, Ascomycota, Dothideomycetes, Pleosporales, Leptosphaeriaceae. The record is from RefSeq and is a predicted model, not a curated record.